UGUUGACAAUUUUGAGAAUUUGAGAAUCUCAGAAGGAUACUGCCACUGCCAGGCAAACGACUUGCUUCUUUCUUACAUUGUUAUUUCAGAUUACAAAAUCUCAAUUUUGCGCCAUUUUUGUGUUGUUCAUCUAGUGUAGGGAGAUGCUAUAUAACUUCAAUUUCUACAUUAGAGUUCGAAAACCUUUAGCCAAACCUCACAAGUUCAUUGCUUUCUUAGAGUUUCGUACAUGUAUUUCUGGCAUUAAUGGUGAAUUCACGGGGAAAGAGGUUACUUCAACACGCAGAAGCCAUUUCUUUUCAAACCCAUUAGCCCGUAUUGGACCUAGUGCUUAUUAUUCUUCAUUUUCUUCAAGAAGCUCAAUUGCUAGUUCUCUUUCAAGCACUAGUACUAGGGGUUAUGGUGUGGGGAUAGGUAAAAGUGAUGAUAGUGACGAUGGGUAUGGCAGAUUUAGGCAAAUGGGCUCCAGGGUUUCUGGGAGCCAGCAAGACUCUUACCCUGUUAAUUUUGAUGAAGUUAAAGAGCUUAAGGAUGAUGAUGAUGACGAUGAAGAUGAAGAAGGAGAGGAUGUUAAUGAUGAUGAUUUUAUGGUUUUGAAUUCGUUUAAUAGGAAUCGUGAACAAAGAGAAGAUGUUAGAAGAGAUGAGGCGGACGAGGAAGAAAAAAGACACCCUUUGGUGAGACAGAUCUGUAGAUUAAUCACACUCAGCUCGAGUUGGAAUCCAAAGCUUGAAGGGGAGUUGAGGCAUUUACUCAGAAGCCUCAAGCCUCGGCAAGUUUGUGCUGUUUUGCAGUCUCAGACGGAUGAACGGGUUGCUUUGAAAUUGUUCUAUUGGGCUGAUCGGCAGUGGAGGUACAGACAUGACCCGGUCGUGUACUAUACGAUGCUCGAGGUUCUUAGUAAGACUAAAUUGUGUCAGGGUGCUAGACGUGUUCUUCGGCUCAUGGCACGCAGGGGUAUUGAGCGCCGGCCUGAAGCUUUUGGUUAUGUGAUGAUAUCAUAUAGUCGGGCAGGCAAGUUAAGGAAUGCAAUGCAGGUGUUAACCUUGAUGCAAAGAGCAGGAGUAGAACCCAAUUUGUGGAUAUGUAACACUGCGAUCAAUGUUUUGGUGAGGUGGAAUCAUCUGGAAAAGGCAUUGAGGUUCUUGGCUCGGAUGCAACUUGUUGAAAUUACACCUAAUGUUGUCACCUAUAACUGCUUGGUAAAGGGGUAUUGUGAUGUACAUCGCAUUGAAGAUGCCAUGGAACUGAUCGCUGAAAUGCCACUAAAGGGAUGCCACCCAGAUAAAGUUAGCUACUAUACAGUGAUGGGUUUUCUCUGCAAGGAGAAAAGGGUUAAAGAGGUGAGGGAAUUGAUGGAGAAGAUGUUGAAGGACAGUAAAUUGAUACCAGACCAGGUUACUUACAAUACUCUUAUUCAUAUGUUCUGCAAGCAUGGUCAUGGGGAUGAGGCUUUGGAAUUCUUAAGGGAGGCAGAGGAGAGGCAUUUUUCUGUGGAUAAGGUCGGGUAUAGUGCAAUAGUUCACUCAUUUUGUAAGGCAGGGAAGAUUGAUGUGGCAAAAGAAUUAGUAAAGGAAAUGUUCAGAAAGGGUUGCAUUCCUGAUGUUGUGACUUACACUGCUGUUCUUAAUGGGUUUUGCCUUCUAGGAAAGGUGGAUCAAGCUAAAAGGAUGCGUCAGCAGAUGUACAAGCAUGGUUGCAAACCAAACACUGUGUCAUAUACAGCCUUGUUACAUGGGCUUUGUCAGUGUGGAAAAUCCUUAGAAGCUAGAGAGAUGAUCAACACGAGUGAGGAAGAGUUGUGGACCCCUAAUGCAAUCACUUACGGUGUUGUGAUGCACGGCCUGCGUAGGGAAGGGAAAUUAUCUGAGGCCAUUGAUUUGGUAAGGGAGAUGUUAACAAAGGGCUUUCUUCCAACCCCAGUUGAUAUUAACGUACUAAUUCAGUCCCUCUGCCGAGAGGGGAAAAUGCACGAGGCUAAAAAGUUCAUGGAGGAGUGUCUGAACAAUGGAUGUGCUGUUAAUGUGGUAAACUUUACCACUUUAAUUCAUGGAUUUUGUAAGAAGGAUGACUUGGAGGCUGCUCUGUCAUUGCUCGAUGACAUGUAUCUGAGUAACAAACACCCUGAUGCAUUCACGUAUACUACAUUGAUUGAUGCAUUGGGGAAGAAAGGUAGAAUAGAAGAAGCUACUGAACUUUUAAUGAAGAUGUUGAAGAAGGGUGUGGAUCCUACUCCUGUUACGUACAGGGCAGUUAUCCACCGGUAUUGCCAGAUGGGUAGGGUGGAAGAUUUGUUAAAAUUAUUAGAGAAAAUGCUUUUAAGACAGUCAUGCAGAACAGUGUAUAAUCAAGUUAUUGAAAAGCUUUGUCGUUUUGGAAAUCUUGAGGAGGCUGAUAAACUCUUGGGUAAUGUGUUGAGAACAGCUUCAAUAAUUGAUGCUAAAACAUGUCACAUACUCAUGGAGAGUUAUUUGAACAAAGGGAUUCCUUGGUCAGCGUAUAAGGUUGCCUGUCGAAUGUUCAACCGGAAUCUGAUUCCUGAAUUGAAGUUAUGUGAGAAGGUGAGUAAGAGACUGAUGUUAGAAGGAAAAUCAGAGGAGGCGGAUAAGCUUAUGCUAAGUUUUGUUGAGCGUGGACAUAUUUUAUCCGACUGUCAAGAGCAUUUGGGAAGCUAGUGGGAGUAUAGAUCUGACUUUUCCAUCAGCAUUAUUUGCUGCUAUCAUCAACUUCUUUUAUCGUGGUUCAGCAUGAGAAGUGGCUGUUUUUUCAAACUACAGCAGUCUGACCGCCAUUAUCUCUAGCAUUUGAGGAUACCUUUGUGGCCUGACUCUCUUACAGGCCAUCCUUAGCUGUGAAAAGCUUGUGCAACACCUUCAGUAAGCACAUUGACAGCCCAGUAAGUUAGCCAAUAGUAAAGCAAAGGAUCCUCCCGCUGUACCACAAGAACUUCGGCCCUGGAAGUUAUUGAAGAACAGUAUAUGAUAGGCCCAGAAUUAUGAGGCUUCACUUGCUAUUUUGAGAAAGAACUAUAAUACAGUUACAAGAGCUUGUUCCAUAUUUGGUUUGGCCCAAAAAAUAUCUCUUAGUCGUUAGCGGACCCUCCUAUAUUCAACUUGGGAUUCAUCUUCAUCUUUUAUGAUAUGAAGGGUUCUUUUUCUUGUUA
Molecule: messenger RNA, 3163 nt
Organism: Alnus glutinosa
Lineage: Eukaryota; Viridiplantae; Streptophyta; Magnoliopsida; Fagales; Betulaceae
Product: pentatricopeptide repeat-containing protein At1g09900-like
Exons: 3
Coding region: 144-2675 (843 amino acids)
Molecular function (GO): protein binding
Source: RefSeq, a predicted model, not a curated record